This is a messenger RNA of Puma concolor (puma), 1431 nucleotides long. It is a transcript of the gene SLC36A1, whose product is annotated as solute carrier family 36 member 1. Gene Ontology annotation, molecular function: amino acid:proton symporter activity; L-alanine transmembrane transporter activity; glycine transmembrane transporter activity. Lineage: Eukaryota; Metazoa; Chordata; Mammalia; Carnivora; Felidae. Gene Ontology annotation, biological process: proline transmembrane transport; glycine transport; L-alanine transport. Gene Ontology annotation, cellular component: vacuolar membrane. The record is from RefSeq and is a predicted model, not a curated record.
AUGUCCACGCAGAGACUUCGGAACGAGGAUUACAAUGACUACAGCUCCACGGACGUGAGCCCAGAGGAGAGCCCAUCCGAAGGCCUAAACAACUUCUCUUCCCCUGGCUCUUACCAGCGGUUUGGGGAAAGCAACAGCACAACAUGGUUCCAGACUUUGGUCCACUUGCUAAAAGGCAACAUUGGCACCGGCCUCCUGGGGCUGCCUCUGGCAGUGAAGAAUGCAGGCAUCUUGAUGGGUCCCCUCAGCCUGCUGGUGAUAGGCAUCGUGGCUGUGCACUGCAUGGGUAUCCUGGUGAAAUGUGCUCACCACUUCUGCCGCAGACUGAACAAGCCCUUUGUGGACUAUGGGGACACAGUGAUGUACGGACUGGAAUCCAGCCCCAGCUCCUGGCUCCGGAACCACGCGCACUGGGGAAGGCACCUGGUGGACUUCUUCCUGAUUGUCACGCAGCUGGGGUUCUGCUGUGUCUACUUUGUCUUUCUGGCUGACAACUUUAAACAGGUGAUCGAAGCGGCCAAUGGGACCACCAACAACUGCCACAACAAUGAGACUGUGAUUCUGACGCCCACCAUGGACUCCCGACUCUACAUGCUCACCUUCCUGCCCUUCCUGGUGCUGCUGGUUUUUGUCAGGAACCUCCGAGCCCUGUCCAUCUUCUCUCUGUUGGCCAACAUCACCAUGCUGGUUAGCCUGGUUAUGCUCUACCAGUUCAUUGUCCAGAAUAUCCCAGACCCCAGCCGCCUCCCCUUGGUGGCUCCCUGGAAGACCUACCCUCUGUUCUUUGGCACGGCCAUUUUUGCGUUUGAAGGCAUUGGGAUGGUUCUGCCCCUUGAAAACAAAAUGAAGGAUCCUCAGAAAUUUCCGGUCAUCCUGUACGUGGGAAUGGCCAUCAUCACCGCCCUGUACAUCAGUCUGGGGUGCCUGGGGUACCUGCAGUUUGGAGCUAACAUCCAAGGCAGCAUAACCCUCAACCUGCCCAAUUGUUGGCUGUACCAGUCGGUCAAGCUGCUCUACUCCAUUGGCAUCUUCUUCACCUACGCCCUCCAGUUCUACGUCCCGGCCGAGAUCAUCAUCCCCUUCUUCGUGUCCCGCGUGCCCGAGCACUGCGAGCUGGUGGUAGACCUGUUCGUGCGCACUGUGCUGGUCUGCCUGACAUGCGUCUUGGCCAUCCUCAUCCCCCGCUUGGACCUGGUCAUCUCCCUGGUGGGGUCCGUGAGCAGCAGCGCCCUGGCCCUCAUCAUCCCGCCCCUCCUGGAGAUCACCACCUACUACUCGGAGGGCAUGAGCCCCAUCACCAUCGCCAAGGACGCCCUGAUCAGCAUCCUGGGCUUCGUGGGCUUUGUGGUGGGGACGUAUGAGGCCCUCUACGAGCUGAUCCAGCCAAGCAGUGCUCCUGUCUUCAUCAACUCCACCAGUGCCUUUGUAUAG